Messenger RNA from Monosiga brevicollis MX1, 919 nucleotides. RefSeq lists its product as uncharacterized. Bases 245 to 919 code for a protein of 224 amino acids. NCBI's taxonomy places the organism in Eukaryota, Choanoflagellata, Craspedida, Salpingoecidae. The record is from RefSeq and is a predicted model, not a curated record. The transcript has 5 exons.
GGGCAGAAUGGCAGCUCAUCCCUCUCAAUCACACUCCGCUCUCCUUUCUCUCGAGCGUGUCGCAGCGCCAUUCUUUUUGGGGCCCCUUCACACCACACCUGUGCUGCGACGAAGCCGUGGGCGCUCUUGCUGAUACGUGUGGUGGUUGGGCGUGUUGCGUGUGUGGCGCUUCGAGACGUGGUCUGGGCAACGACCCUGCAGGCGCAAAUUGCAAACCAUCGGCACCAUCACCAUCACCAUCACCAUGCCGGUGUCGGGAGCGUUCUUUGUGGCGACGCUUGCUGUUCUUGCUGCCGCGGUGGCAGGCGUGCGCCUGACUCCUGAAAGCCAGUUGAUCGGGGUGAUGGCGUGUGGAAAUGCCACCAACUCGUCCGACGACACCAUCAGCGCCUAUCCCCCAGGCCAGUGCCUUCCAUUGGAGGCCGGGCAAAUGUACCUGCGUUCCUCAGUCGACAACCAGAUUAUAUCGCGUCGCUUUACAACAGGUGUCAACUGCAGUGGCAACCUUACCCUAUUUUUCCACAUCAUGGGCUCCUUGAAGUUUGUUGACACCAACUACACAACGGGCCAGUGUAGUGCAGGGGUCCAAUUGGACGUGCUGACUGGCGCUCCAGCCCACACCGUGGCCUAUGGUAUCUACUAUGCAACCACAGCCUGUGAUGCAAACUACACGUUUGGCUACCAGUUUUUGCAGAACAUAUGCCGGCCCUGGGGCCAUCGCUUCUGGACCUACGAGUAUGACCGAGGGAAGGGCAUCCGCCAGCUCUGGGGUUUUAAAACUGCCGACUGCUCUGACCUCGAGCACGCCGUGGCCGUGCAAACCUGGUGGCCUUACACCUGCUAUGUCCACAAGACACCCAGCUACCUAAUCACACGGCAGUUCUUCGUCGGCAUCCCCAGCAUGGCCAACUCGAAUUGA